GCAGCGCCAUGGCCCCAUGACACGUGUAAAAGGAGUGACAACUGUACCGUUCUUUUGUUCCCAUCACCGCCUCCAAAGCCUUCAUUCCCUUUCGUUUCAAUUCCAACCAUCUUCUUCUUCUUAGAUCACCUGAAUUCUAGACCUUUGAAAAGCCAUAGAGUUUCGAGAGCUGGGUUUUCGUUGUAAUUUAUGGAUAAUUUCAGGGCGAGAGAGUUGCAGAUUUCUCAGUUAACCGUUGAGAGGCCAAGCCAGUUUGCUGCGCCGGACGAGGACCCUCCAUCAGACCUGGGUACUCCGGCCACAACAGAAACUAUGUCUACAGAAUGGACGGAUGAGAAACACAGUAUGUACCUGAAAUCUAUGGAAGCAUCAUUUGUUAACCAGUUGUAUAGUUCCAUGGAUUCGCGGGGUUGGCACUCACAAAAGGGAAGUUUUUUGCAUCCCAAAUCAUUAAGGCAACCCCAGUUCAAUUCUCGAGCCCCUUCUGGCCAGUUUAAGGUACUUCGAGGUGGCUGCUGGCAGAAAAUCAAUUUUGUAAGAGCUGAAGCUGAAUUAAAUAAGGCAGAUGGAUCUUGUGGUGAUCUUCUGGAAAAUCCGUGGGUGCUGCACUUCAGAUCUUCCUGCAAGACCAAAGAAGUUGAAUCUCCCAUUGUCCAAGAAGCAGUUGCAUCUGUAAGUGAGGAAGUUGAUUCAAUUGGGAAGAAGGAAAUGCCCUGUGCACCAGCUACUUGUUCAAAGCAUUUUCGUGCAUCUCGCUCUCAGUUGUGCCAUCAGGAUAUGGUUGGAGGCAACACAGGUGCUCUCAGCUAUAUUUUGAAGUGUCAGACCAGAACUUUGUUGAUGAAGAUAUCAAAGAAGAAAAAACUCUUGGUUCAUGUGAUGCUAAGAGGAUGAAAGCUCUUAUACUCGAUGUUGCAAAUAACGAUCAGGUUGUUCCACUGCGCAAGCCUGCUGAUACCUGAAGAUGUAACUAAGAAUAAUAUUUCUAGAGCUAGAUGAAGGGGACCCUGUAAGAGACAAUGGAUGCAUUGUAUGAUUACGUUCUAACCUAUGAAUAAUGGAUGGAGACAGCAUAUUGACACUAGAGACCAAGUUUUAAGGUGUUGUUGUGUAGAGGCAUACUUGUACAUGUAUGUCAGAGAGGGAUAGAGAUAGAGAGAGAUUAAUCAAGGCAUUUAUUCAUAUGUUUUGAACAUUAGUACGAGUGGCAUCAGUGCGACAAGAGUAGGAACAGGGCGGCAGAAUGUGCUGUUACUAUGCCUGUACAGAUUUUGUUCUCACAUUUUAGUCAUUAUUGUUAGUACCAUUGCUAAGCUCUAGCACUGCUGUACUGGUGGAAUGUAGUGUCUCAUUUUUCUCUCUUCUUUGGCGAGGCAGAAACCCAGAGUUUAGACAUGCUGAUUCUACUGCAGAUCGGGACUUUCUUCACUGCAAUGAAUUUUGUACUAAGCCAUGAUGAAUGUAUACAGUUGUAUUGAUUUUGCAAAUGGGUCACAAACACAAUAUACGUUGUGUGGGGGGAGAACAGAAUUCAUCUGUUCAAGAAGUUAUUGUUCAUGUAAUUUAUGUUGGGGUGA
Messenger RNA from Prunus persica (peach), 1577 nucleotides. RefSeq lists its product as uncharacterized. The transcript is spliced from 5 exons. NCBI's taxonomy places the organism in Eukaryota, Viridiplantae, Streptophyta, Magnoliopsida, Rosales, Rosaceae. The coding region runs from base 190 to 894 and encodes 234 amino acids. Gene Ontology annotation, biological process: response to cold; regulation of circadian rhythm. The record is from RefSeq and is a predicted model, not a curated record.